AUGGUCGACUCGGCUUCUACUGGUCAUGCUCGAUCAUGCUGUCGGACCAAGGUUCGGCUCGGACUAGAAGAGUAUGGCUGUUUCACAGCAGCCCAUGAUAAAAUUCCUUUGGAACUGCAUAAUACCAACUUCAGCACAUUAGAAGAGUUGUUUGACCUCCCAAAAGAAAUCAAAGUCAAGAACACCAAUCAUGUGCCUUUCCACAGCUAUCUGGGGCAGAUAAGCAGUAUUCCUCUGCAUGAAGCUUUGUGUAUCAAUGAUGCAACAAAUAUAGAAGAAAUUCGAAGUUUCACUAAUCUCAUGUGGCCGGCUGGGAACUAUCGUUUCUGUGCUCAUUUGUUCUCCAAGCUGGUAGCAGAAUUAGAUCAAAUGGUGAUCAAGAUGCUGUUUGAAAGCUAUGGUGAAGAGAAGUAUAGUGACUCUCAUAUUGGAUCGACGACUUCUCUUCUACGACCUCUGAAGUAUAGAGCACCCAAGAUGAUGGAGACUAACUUGGGGCUGAACUCUCAUAAGGACAAGUCCUUCAUGACCAUACUUCAACAAAAUCAAGUUGAUGGAUUGGAAAUAGAAACAAAGGAUGGAGAGUGGAUCUGUUUUUAG
Messenger RNA from Vitis vinifera (wine grape), 600 nucleotides. RefSeq names its product probable 2-oxoglutarate-dependent dioxygenase AOP1. The transcript is spliced from 3 exons. Lineage: Eukaryota; Viridiplantae; Streptophyta; Magnoliopsida; Vitales; Vitaceae. The record is from RefSeq and is a predicted model, not a curated record. Gene Ontology annotation, molecular function: dioxygenase activity. The coding region runs from base 1 to 600 and encodes 199 amino acids.